Molecule: messenger RNA, 2106 nt
Organism: Prorocentrum cordatum
Lineage: Eukaryota; Dinophyceae; Prorocentrales; Prorocentraceae
Source: the annotation of a GenBank genome assembly
AUGAGCCUGGGGUUGGUGCUUCCAGGAGGCGGUCGGGCGCCAGUCCCGCUGGUGCACGUCGGGCCGCCGGUGCUCCCAGUCGUGCUGCUCGGCGAUGCGCUGCUGGUACUCGCCAGUGUGGUCAGCGGCGUGCUGCUCUACGUUGAGAUGGCAGUACCCGCCGCACAACUCAGCGACGCGAACGUCGAAGUGCUGUUUCCCGUCGUGCUCUUCCGCGACGUGGUACUCGAUGCAAUAAUCAUCCCGCACAUGGACGUCAUGGACAAGCUGCUGCUCCCACCCGUGCUGCUCAACGGUGUGCAGCUGGUACCCGUCGUGGGGGUCAGCGACAUGGCACUCGAGACAGUACUCGUCCCGAUCGUGGACGUCAGGGUGGAGCUGCUGAUCUCCGACGUACUGCUGCUCAGCGUCGAGAUGUUAAUAUCCGUCGUGUUGCUCAGCAACGUGGUACUCGCGGCAACGCACGUCCCGCUAGUGCACGUCAGGGCGUUGGCGUUCCUAGUCGCGCUGCUCAACGACGCGUUGCCCGCACCCACCGCGGUGGUCGGCGACGUGCUGCUCGACGUCGAGGUGCUUGUGCCCGUCGCACAGCUCAACGACGUGGUACUCGAGGCAGCGCUCGUCCCGCUGGCGCGCGCCAGGGUCAAGCUGUUGCUCCCCGACGCGCUGCCCAACGAUAAGUUGCUGGUACCCGUCGUGGUCGCCAGCGGCGUGAUACACGAGGUGGUGCUCUUCCCACUGGUGCCCGUCAAGGCCAAGCAGGUGUGUUCCGACGUGCUGCGCAACGGUGCUCUGCUGGUGCCCGUCGCGUUGCUCAGCGGCGUGGUACUCGAGGCAGUGUUCGCCCUGGAGCGCGUCAUGGUCGAGCUGGCGUUAUGCGACGUGCUGGGCACCAGGAGGGCAGUCCUCGAGGCGGUAAUCGAUGCAGUACUCAAGGCGGUGCUCGUCACACUCGCGGUCGUCAGAGUCGCGCUGCUGCUCCCAGUCUUGUUGCCCAACGAUGCGCAGCUGGUGCCCGUCGUGGUGGCAAGCGACAUGGCACUCGAGACCAUAAUCGUCCCACUCGUUCGCUCGGGGUCCGAGCGUAUGCCCCCUGACGUGGUGUUAAUGGUCGAGGCGCCAGUGCCUGCCGUGCAGCUCAGCGGCGUCUUAUUCGAGGUAACGCGCGUCCCGCUGGCGCACGUCAUGGCGCUGGCGCUCCCAGCCAUGCUGCUCAAUGGCGCGCUGCUGGCACCCGCGCUGGUGGUCAGCGGCGUGCUGCUCAUCGUGGAGGCAGUGCUGAUCCUGCGGGCGCAGGUCAGGGACAGGGCGGUGCGCCCCGACGUGCCGGUCCUCGUCGGGCUGCCGGUGCCCGCCGGGCUGCCGGGCGACGGCGCAGUGUGCUCCUCUCGCCAGUGCACGCCAUGUGUAGGGCUGCUGUUCGCCGGCGUGCUGCUCCGCGGUGCGCUGCUCGCCCUGGUCGUGCGGCCUAGCGGCGUGGUGCUCGAGGCAGUACUUGUCCCGCUGGUGGGCGUGAGAGCCGCGUCGCUGCUCUCCGCCGUGCUGCUCCAAGUGGGGGUGUCGGUACCCGUCUUCGUGAACAGCGACGCGGUAGGCGGGCCAGUACUCGUCCACCUCGUGGACGUCACGGUCAAGAGGGCAGUGGUCGUCCCACUCGUGGGCGUCAGGCUCGGGCUGUUGCUCUCCGAAGUGCUUCUCAACAUCGAGAUGCUUGUACCCGUCGUGCUGCACAGCGACGGGGUGCGUGAGGUCAGCGACGCGAUACUCCAGACAGUGCCCGUCCCGCUGGUGCACAUCAGGGCGCUGGUGCUCCCAGUCGUGCUGCUCCGCGAUGAGCUGGUGGCACUCGAGACAGUACUCGUCCCCCUGGUGCACGUCAGGGCAGAGCUGCUGCUCUCCAGCGUGCUGCUGCUCGUCGAGGUGCUGGUAUCCGACUUGGUGGGCAGAGACGUGGCACUCGAGGCAGCACUCGUCCCAGUCGUGGGCGGCAGGGUCGAGCUGCUCUCCGAGUACCCCAUGGUGCUCGCCUCCGCCCCGCCGGGCAGGGCGAGGCACCUGGCACUGCACGCGGUGCACUCGGACUUGGCGAGCUGGGCACGACCGUGA